Eptesicus fuscus (big brown bat) is the source of this 759-nucleotide messenger RNA. It is a transcript of the gene BIK, whose product is annotated as BCL2 interacting killer. Gene Ontology annotation, biological process: apoptotic process; regulation of apoptotic process; male gonad development. NCBI's taxonomy places the organism in Eukaryota, Metazoa, Chordata, Mammalia, Chiroptera, Vespertilionidae. The transcript is spliced from 5 exons. The record is from RefSeq and is a predicted model, not a curated record. The coding region runs from base 85 to 531 and encodes 148 amino acids.
GCCAGCUGCACGCCAUCCGCCGCCUGGCUGAGCGCCGUGGGCACCGCCACCCCUGGCACCGCCACCGCCGACGCGAGAGAAGACAUGUCUCAAGCAGGACGCCUCUCCCGGAGCCUCAUCUUGUGCACCUUCCUUCAGGAGCAUGGCCUGCGAGCGGCGGCGGACCCGGGCGUGACCAGUCUCCUCCAGUUCUAUCCUGAGCCCCUCGGAGCCCUGCCUCACGAGGUGGCCAUGCGGCUGGCCGUCAUCGGGGACGAGCUGCAAGUGAGAUGGACGCUGCCCCGCUUUGCCCACCUGCCCCGGAUGGCCAUGUACAGCUUCGCUCACACCUACAACCAGACCGGCCUGAGGGUUGUGCUUACAAGUGUUAUGGGGGGUCUCACUUACCUCAGGGGGAACAGAAGGUUCUGGAGCUUCCUGAUCCUCAGGGACUGGGUGGCCCCCCGCCAGGGCCAGGGACGGGGGCGCAAGCUGUCCGGGCUGCUGCUGCUGGUGCUGCUGCUAGACUGGGGCCUGCACCUCCUCCAGUGACGGACGGACGGACGGACGCGCUGCUGGCCAGUGCGGGGCGGGCUGGCCCCUCCCCCCCCACCACCCUGGAGGUGGCCUUGUUGGUUUUGUCUUUUUAACUGUUUUCUUAUGAUCCCUUUUUUAUAUUUAACUGCUGAGUGCUGGGACACUCCUGAGGUUUCCUCCGUGUUGUUUUGGUUUUGUUUUUGUAAGAAAUGAAAUAUACCUCUGGGAUCUUCACGGCUCUCC